Molecule: messenger RNA, 924 nt
Organism: Colletotrichum destructivum
Lineage: Eukaryota; Fungi; Ascomycota; Sordariomycetes; Glomerellales; Glomerellaceae
Exons: 4
Coding region: 1-924 (307 amino acids)
Source: RefSeq, a predicted model, not a curated record
AUGGCGAUCUCCAGCAUGGGCACGGCGAUGAUCGCCGUGGGGGCAAUCUGUCUGGUUGCCAACACCCUAUUCGUUGGCCUCCGCCUCUAUACUCGGAUGUUCAUCAUGAAAUCCCUUCGGUUCAACGACGCUCUGCUUUUUGUUGCACUGGGCGCGUUCGGAGCUCUCUUCGGCCUCAUUGUCCUGGGGGUCCAGGGCGGCAUUGGCGGGAAAAUUCUUGACACCACCAUUGAUGGGAUUUCCCUCGUCCUCAAGGUCCUCUUUUUCCUGGAAAUCAUCUACGUAGUACUCACAUCCGCCAUGAAAGGGAGUAUCGCUCUCACCUUCAUCCACCUAUCGCGCUCGAGGCUUCUGACGUCCCUUUUUUGGGUCUCCAUUGCCAUGGACUUCGCCAUCAGCGCUGCUUUCAUCAUCUAUUUGCUCGUCCAAUGCAAACCUAUCGAUUAUGCCUGGAGAAUGCUGGACGCAAAAGCCAAGGGGACGUGUCUUCCGCUCAUAGGACAGCUAUACAUGGGGUAUGCGUUGUCGAUCGUGACGGCGGCUCUGGACAUACUGUUGAUGGUCUCGCCGUGGAUCAUGAUGAGAGGCCGAGGACUGAACCCAACGCUAAAGCGGUACAUCUAUGGUAUAUUCGGGUUGGGGAUUUUCGCAACGAUCGCGAACAUCAUUCGUCUUGUGGCACUCGUCAAACUCAAGAACUCGAAUGACCAGCUUCUGGACGCAGCGCCUGUUUUCAUGUGGUCUGCCGUCGAGGUUAGCAUUGGAAUAGUUAUUGCUGGAUUGAUCGAACUCGGCCCGCUUGCCGCCAAACUCGGAUUGAAGGGCUUCGAGUCCUAUGCCCGCCUGGACGACUUCCACAUGCCGACGAAGCCUAUCAGUGGACCAAUCAUUGAGGAGUACGAAAUGGGUAGGGGCAAGAUUUGA